Oenanthe melanoleuca is the source of this 5794-nucleotide messenger RNA. RefSeq names its product TNF receptor associated factor 2 (gene TRAF2). Bases 1712 to 3313 code for a protein of 533 amino acids. Gene Ontology annotation, biological process: positive regulation of JNK cascade; tumor necrosis factor-mediated signaling pathway; regulation of apoptotic process. Gene Ontology annotation, cellular component: cytoplasmic side of plasma membrane; cytosol; plasma membrane signaling receptor complex. The record is from RefSeq and is a predicted model, not a curated record. Gene Ontology annotation, molecular function: ubiquitin protein ligase binding; zinc ion binding; tumor necrosis factor receptor binding. The transcript is spliced from 10 exons. Lineage: Eukaryota; Metazoa; Chordata; Aves; Passeriformes; Muscicapidae.
UACCGGCAGGGCAGGGCAGGGAUGUGGGGCCCUGGUGCUGCGGGGAGCCCGGCAGAGCAUCCACAGGACCGCCCCGGCAUGGGCACGUCCGGAGGGACCAAGGGAGGAGCGACUGAGGGCACUGGUUUGGUUCAGCCUAGAGAAGGCGAUACUGAGGUUAAGCCUCACCGGGGGCUGCAGCCCCUCCCGCGGGGCAGCUUGCGGUCUCUGCUGGCUGAGACAGGGAACCCAGGGAACGGCUGGGGCUGGGCCAGGGCAGCACAGGCUGGAGCUCAGGGCAAGGCUCUUCCCCCAGAGGUGCUGGCACUGCCCAGGCUCAGGCUGGAGCUCAGGGCAAGGCUCUUCCCCCAGAGGUGCUGGCACUGCCCAGGCUCCCCAGGGAAUGGGCACGGCCCCGAGGCUGCCAGAGCUCCAGGAGCGUUUGGACACCAGGGAUGGACAGGGGGGAUUGUUGGGGGGUCUGGGCAGGGACAGGGGCUGCACUGGGUCAUCCUGGGGGGUCCCUCCAGCUGUGGAUAUUCUGUGAUUCGAUGAAAAUCCCUAAACUGCAUCAGAAUCACCCAGAAAGUUUCGCAGUAAAGGCACGAAAAGCUGCUUCUGCUGUCAUAAUUUCUGAAGCGAGAGGGCACGGAGUUAAUGCUCCUCGGGCGGAUUUUUGUGGGGUCUUCCCAUGAAAAAGUGCAAGAGGAGCGGCCGUAUCCCGGUCACGGUGAUGACCCGGGCAUUGCUCAGAAAUCAGGUGCCGGGAGGGCCCGGGGGUUUGUCAUCUCUCAUUUGUCAUCUGUCACCGCAACACGCCUCGCUCCGGCUGCCAGGGAACAGGAGAAAGCAGCUCUGGCGGUGGGACAUUAGCGGGGUGCAAGACUCUCCCCUUGGGCCGUGCAGUGGAGCCGGGGUGUCACAACAGCAGGACUGGGAGCAGCCCCAGGCAGUCCCAUCCCGUCCCCACGGCUAUCGUGAGCAACUCCAGCGAGUUCUGUCCCGUCCUCUUUUCCUCGGAGCAGCCCCAUGGUCCCGUCCCGCGGCGUGCGUUCCAAGCAAGCAUUUGGUGCGGGUUUCCCGUGCCUUUGGGAGUAACCCGUCCUACACCGCCACUGUUGCCAGGUCACGGUCAUUUCAGGAAAUGCAGACAGGAUUUUUUUUCGCUGGCUGACAUCACCAAAUUUUCCAUGCCGGUGUUCCCAGACCAGUGUGGCUGUGCUGGGAAAAGGGCUGUUGCAGUCCAGCGGGUGAAGCGGUGCCAUCCCAGGCGAGCUGUGCCCGUGCCAUUCCCGGUGCCGACGACACACGCGGGGAUGCGCUGUCCCCGGCUCCCCGACAAGGAGCAUUCCGCCCUGAUGGUGCCCGAGCAGCAGCACCUGGCCCCUCGCCAAGGGCUCGGUGUCCCCGAGCCCCUGCCGCGCCCUUCACUUCGACACGCUUCUCUCUGGCCCCGUGUUCGCAGCCAGGCUCCCGGGAGAGUCCGCUUGGCCCCUGUGUCACUGCUCUGUCACUGCGCCGGCUCUGACGGCGAGGAUUUCCCCGGCAGCGGGUGAAUUCCCCGCAGUGAGAGCGCGCCCAUCCCCGCCCCGCCGGCGUAGCAGGCGGUAAAGCCCCCGAGACCCCGCGCCGGAGCCGGGCUAGGGGGGCAGGCAGCCUGGGUGACAAAUCCUGGUGCUGUGACCUUUUGCCGAACAAGUUCCCCUGAGAAAAGCACCUCGCUGUGACCUCAAUGCGGGCUGCAUCGCGCGCUUCCCCUACACAGCAUUUUCCUGCCAUCGCCGUCCUGUCGGCUCCGUCCUGCCGCCGCCCAUCCUUCCCGACCGCUGUGCCCCGAGCCGGCGCCACGGGACACGAGGCGGCCAUGGCACUCUGUGCGCAGUCUCUGGAGAUACAGCCAGAACUUUUCGUUCACAUGGCAGCAGCAAACUCUUCUCCACCUGGUUCUUUGGAUCUAAACCAGCCUGGAUUUGCAAAGGAGAUCCUGGGAACUAAACUGGAGGUGAAAUACCUGUGCUCUGAUUGCAAGAACAUUCUGAGGCGGCCGUUCCAGGCACAGUGUGGCCACCGCUACUGCUCCUACUGCCUGAAGAAAAUCAUCAGUGCUGGACCUCAAAAGUGUGCCAGCUGUAUCCAGGAAGGAAUAUAUGAAGAAGGAAUUUCUAUUUUGGAAACAAGCUCGGCUUUCCCGGACAACGCGGCGCGGCGGGAGGUGGAGAGCCUGCCUGCUGUCUGCAUCAACAGUGGCUGCACCUGGAAGGGAACUAUCAAAGAGUACGAGGCUCAUGAUGAAGUUUGCCCUGAAUUCCCGCUGACUUGUGAAGGCUGUGGGAAGAAGAUUCCCAGGGAGAAGUUUCGGGACCACGUGAAGACGUGUGGCAGAUCCAAAGUGCCCUGCCGGUUCGAGGCUGUGGGCUGUGCUGAGCUGGUGGAAAAUGAAAAGCUCCUGGAACAUGAAAGGAAGUGUUUGGCAGAGCAUCUCUAUAUGCUGCUGAGCUCUGUGCUCAGCCUCAAGACUGGUGCUGGGGACCCGAAACCCCUUCCUGUCCUUUCCUCGUCACAAAACAGCUCCCCAGUGCUGGCAGCAAACUCCCUGUGCUCGGAGUCAGAGCUCUCUCGCUCCCUGGAGCUCUUGGGAAGAUGUGAGGCCCUUGAGAGGAAAACAGUGACCUUUGAGAACAUUGUCUGUGUGCUCAACCGGGAGGUGGAGAGAGUUUCCCUGACAGCUGAAGCCUACAGCCGCCAGCACCAGCUGGACCAGGAGAAAAUUGAAACGCUGAGCAACAAGGUGCGGCAGCUGGAGAGGAGCAUUGGGCUCAAAGACCUGGCCAUGGCUGAGAUGGAGGAGAAGAUCCGCAGCAUGGAGGCUUCCACCUAUGAUGGAGUGUUCAUCUGGAAGAUAACAGAGUUUGCCCGGAAGCGUCAGGAGGCGAUAACAGGCCGCUCUCCUGCCAUCUUUUCUCCAGCUUUCUACACCAGCAAGUACGGCUACAAGAUGUGUCUGCGCGUGUACCUGAACGGGGACGGCACCGGCCGCGGGACCCACCUGUCCUUGUUCUUCGUGGUGAUGAAGGGACCCAACGACGCGCUGCUGCGGUGGCCCUUCAACCAGAAGGUGACCCUGAUGCUCCUGGACCAGAAUAACCGGGAGCACAUCAUCGAUGCCUUCCGCCCCGACGUGACGUCCUCGUCCUUCCAGCGCCCUGUCACGGAGAUGAACAUUGCCAGUGGCUGCCCCCUCUUCUGCCCCGUGUCCGUCAUGGAAGCCAAGAACUCCUACGUGCGGGAUGAUGCCAUCUUUAUUAAAGCCAUCGUUGAUCUCACGGGCCUCUAACCCUUCUGACCUCAGAGUAGUGAGUGUGGAGCCAGCACUGCCCAGGGCAUCUCCCACCUGUGCUGCACUUCAGGUGGGUUUCAGAGCGAGAGAAGGGGGCACAGAGAGGGGAAAAGCCCUUCCUGAAAAGGAACCUUUGCUCUGAGUGGAAACCAGGUGUCUGAUGGGAGCCAUCUCUCAUGAGGAGAGGGUUGGUGGACACUGGCAGGCUGUGGGAUAUGGAAGAUUCCCUGCAGGGACUUGGGUGUCUGAACUGCUGCUGUCUGGACUCCAGUGGAAACCAGUGCAGCUCUUGCUCUACCAGUUUAGCCAGCAUCCACAGCUCUCUGUAGUAAAAUGAUGGUUUGCCCUGACUGAGCUCCACCUCCUGUGGAUUUUGGCUCAGCUAUCUAGGAUUUCCUUCUGAGAUCUUCAUGUUUCUGGAAGCUGUGUGCUGUAGGGUGCUUUGGCUUUGCACUGCUAGUUGCUCCAUGCCUUGGGAGGCAAGGAGGGUGUGUGACAGCUGCAGUGCCAGCUGGGCAAGAGAGACACAGACUGGUUUGAUACUGUGGAUGUGUUAGGAGGAUGCUGAGCCCAGCUGCAGGGCAGGGGAGCCCUGAGCCCAGCCCUCACUGGGUGUGUGAUGGGUGCUGUGUGCUGCAGUGUGGAAUGGGGGUGCUGCUGCCCAGAAGGGACUGUGGGGCAGCACCAGUGAUGCCUGUAGGGAAGAAGUGAAUCUGCUGUGGAGAUUGUCCCUCCUGUGCCAGGAGAGGAGGGUGACACAUAGCUCGGUGAGCACCCUGAGAGCCCCAGGCCCUGCCCACCUCUGCCCUGUGUGCUGAGCAGCACUGGAUGGGGUGGAUGCUGGGCUGGGAGCUUUGCUCACAGGCAAAGGCUCAGGCUCUGAACUGGCUUCACCCCACGGUGGGACAGCUUCACCAGCCUUCCCAGGGCUCCUGCUACUGUCGAGCUCCACGUCCAUCUGCGGCCGUGCUGCUGUGGGCACUGCCACCUCAGGCUGGGGACUCAAAGCUUUGUUGCCUCCUUUGCCUGGGCUUUCCACACCUGUGUCAGCAGCUGAACCAGGAGAUGCUUUGUUGGUGACAGGAGCAGCUGUGAACACCCUGCAGUGAUCACUGUGCCCUGGCUGCCUCCUGUGCUGCUUCUUAGGCAGUGGGGCUGGAACACGGUCACCCUCCCCGAUGGCUGCCAGGGACUGGUCCUCCUCUGCCAGCAGCUCUGGCCAGGUGCCCAGGCCAGGCUGGAUGGCUGUAGAGCCUGCUAGGCCUGUGCUCUGCUCACACCUUGGUUUUGGCACAGCCAUCCUGAGGGGUCCAGAACACUAUAGGGCUCUGUCCUGGAGGGAGCCCUGCAGGGUCUAGCUGAUCCCCACAUGUCCUGGCACUGCCCUGACCUGCCCCUGGGGCUGUUUGUAAUGUCCCUGCUGCUGCCCAGGAACUCAGGGGUGCCCAGUGCCCUGCAGGCUGGGCUGGACCCUGGCCCAAGCUGAACCUCUUGCACCCUUGGCUGCUGUGCUGGCCAGGGGCUCUCCAGACAGGUGCUGGGGUGACCUGUGAGCCCCCUUUGGAAUUGCUGUGUGGAACUUCUUACACCUGUGUGUGCAGGGCCUGGGGACAGACCCAGCCCCUGCUCUUGGGGGAAGGGGACAGAAGCUGGUGACAGCAUGGUCUGAGGUGGGAGAGGGGUGACAGGACCCUUCCCUUUGUGCAAGCCCCCUCCAGCCUGUCCCAAGGGACAGAUCAAGCCUUGUGUUGCUGCUCUCACCCUGUUGCCUUAUGAGGAAAAUCCAGGCUAGCAGAGCCCUGCUCCCAUCUACAGCAGCUCCCCAGGGACGCUUGGAAAAGCCUUACUCUCCUGGAAGGGGGAAGGUCAGCUCUGCUCACAGAAUCGCUGGGAAUUAAGUGUUAUGUAGGGGGGAGUUUGUUCUGUGUUGAUCAGAAUGUCAGCUUGUGGGGUGCUGCCUACAACAGGCCAGGUAGUGCUAGGAGGAAGUGUGGAGACACUGGCUAACUUUGGGGUGUCUGGGCUGCUUUCAUGGUGGGAGCUGGUCCUCCUGCCCCAGCACGUUUGGAAGACUGGUGGGAGAGUUGGUGCUGCAGCAAAGCUCAGGCUGAGCUCUUCAGGGUUACUGCUGGAGGGGAAACAUGGCCUGUCAGUCCCUCCCACCAGGAGCUUUUUCCUCCCCACCCUUCUGGUGCUGCUGAUGCUGUCCAGACCUUUUUUGGCUCUUAGCAGCUCUGGAGCUAGCAGCAGGAAUUGUGCUUAUGUGCUGCAGACAAGGGCUCAGCCCUUUCCUGGGCACAGUUCUGCCAGCCUGGUGGCCACAUGGACAAACACUGGACACAAGCCACUGCUGCAUUUUUGUGAGAUUUUUUUUUCCCUUUUGACCACACAAUCUCAGUCUGGCACUGUGAACUAGGUUUUGUUUUCCUUGAGGGUGUAGUAUGGUCACAAGCACUAAUAAAAGAUGUUUGAACAGCA